Brassica oleracea var. oleracea is the source of this 928-nucleotide messenger RNA. Its product is annotated as dof zinc finger protein DOF1.7-like. The transcript has a single exon. NCBI's taxonomy places the organism in Eukaryota, Viridiplantae, Streptophyta, Magnoliopsida, Brassicales, Brassicaceae. Bases 126 to 710 code for a protein of 194 amino acids. The record is from RefSeq and is a predicted model, not a curated record. Gene Ontology annotation, molecular function: DNA binding; DNA-binding transcription factor activity. Gene Ontology annotation, biological process: regulation of DNA-templated transcription.
AUAAACCCACCAAAUAUCUCCGCUUCGCAUCUCUCUUUCUCACUUACCCAUUCAUACUGAAAGAGCCCAUCUUCUUCUUCUUUUUCGUAAAAGGGACCAAGACCGACGUCGAAACUACAGUAAAAAUGCAGGAGGAUAUGACGUCAGCAGCAGCGUAUUACCCCCACCAAUCGAUGAUCAUGACCGCGAAGCAGCAGCAGCAACCGGAGUUACCGGAGCAAGAGCAGCUAAACUGCCCUCGCUGUGCCUCACCCAACACCAAGUUCUGUUACUACAACAACUACAACCUCUCACAGCCACGUCACUUCUGCAAAAACUGCCGUCGUUACUGGACCAAAGGCGGUUCCCUUCGUAACAUCCCCGUCGGCGGCGGAACUCGCAAGAACAGUAGCAAACGAUCCUCUGUCGGAUCGUCUUCUUCUUCGUCGUCGAGCAGCAGUCCGAAGAGUAAAACGGUCGCUGUUUCCGACCAAGAGAGUAGAAACACGGGGAAUUCGGGUCAGGAAAUGGAUCCGACCCGGAUGUUAUACGGGUUACCCGUUGGAGAUCCGAGUGGUGGGAGUUUCAGUUCGCUGUUGGUUUCGAAUAUGCAGCAGAUUAGAGGGGUUAACUACGAAACCGGGUCGGGUUGGUAUCCGGGGAUGGAGUUGGGUUUGGGUUCGGGUAUUCGGAGGAAUGAUGACGCCGCGUUGACUGAUGAACAGAAUUGAGAAGAAUUGAAGAAUCGGGAGGGUAAUUUGGUAAAUUUCGUAUAGAUGUAUAUUUUAGUCGUGCCGUAGUCAAUAUAAACGACAAAUGAUGUCGGUCCAUAUAAGCUAUUCUCACUUAUUUUCUUUCUUUUCCUGAUUGGCUUUUGGGAGUGUUAUAUGAUUUCAUAUUUAAUGAAAUUAUAGAAUGCGACUGAUAAAUUGAUUUUACAUUUAUCUGA